CCUGGCAUCGUGCGUCUUUAGCGGGCGACGCGCGUUCUUGCGUGACGUGUUCAGGAGGCGCUGCUCUCGAGUCUGCUGGUCUGCAGCGCGGAGAACGGAGGAGGAAGAGGUGACAGAUCCGGGUAUGGCCAUGAACUGGAAUAAAGGGGGCCCAAGUGGCAAGCGCGGAUUUGGAUUUGGGGGAUUUGCCCUCAAUACAGGGAAAAAGGAGGAGCCGAAGCUUCCGCAGUCUUCUCAUAGUGCUUUCCGUGGACCCCCUUCUGUCUUUGGCGCUGCAAACAGCUCCCAGCUCCCCUCUUUCUACAAGAUUGGAUCUAAGAGAGCCAACUUCGAUGAAGAGAAUGCAUACUUUGACGAUGAGGAAGAAGACUCCAGUAAUGUGGACCUGCCCUACAUUCCAGCAGAGAAUUCUCCAACAAGGCAGCAGCUUCGCUCAAAAACAGAUUCGGACAGUGAAGAAGAUCCACUGGAGGCCUUUAUGGCAGAAGUGGAGGACCAGGCUGCCAAGGACAUGAGGAAAUUGGAGGAAAAAGACAAGGAGAAGAAGAACGCCAAGGGUAUCAGAGACGACAUUGAGGAAGAAGAUGACCAGGAAGCAUACUUCCGAUACAUGGCUGAGAACCCAACGGCUGGGCUUCUUCCUGAAGAGGAGGAAGACAAUCUGGAAUAUGACAGUGAUGGUAACCCCAUCGCUCCAACAACAAAACGCAUAAUCGAUCCUUUACCUUCUAUAGACCAUACAGAGAUAGAGUAUCCACCUUUUGAGAAGAAUUUCUACGAGGAACACGAGGAAAUCACCGUUCUGACUCCUCAGCAGAUUGUGGAGUUGAGGUACAAGCUGAACCUACGGGUCUCUGGGGCAGCUCCACCACGGCCAGCCAGCAGCUUUGCUCACUUUGGGUUUGAUGAGCAGCUCAUGCAUCAGAUUAGGAAGUCAGAAUACACCCAACCCACACCCAUCCAGUGUCAGGGUGUCCCAGUAGCGCUCAAUGGGCGUGACAUGAUCGGCAUCGCUAAAACUGGGAGCGGUAAAACGGCAGCUUUUAUCUGGCCAAUGCUAGUGCACAUUAUGGAUCAGAAGGAACUUCAGCCUGGGGAUGGACCCAUUGCUGUCAUCGUUUGUCCCACUCGCGAGUUGUGCCAGCAGAUUCAUAGUGAAUGUAAGCGGUUUGGGAAGGCGUACAACUUGCGCUCCGUGGCUGUUUAUGGUGGGGGCAGUAUGUGGGAGCAGGCAAAAGCUCUACAGGAAGGAGCAGAGAUUGUAGUGUGUACCCCGGGACGUCUGAUUGACCAUGUGAAGAAAAAGGCUACCAACCUCCAGCGGGCCACAUACCUUGUUUUUGAUGAAGCUGAUCGUAUGUUUGAUAUGGGUUUUGAAUAUCAAGUUCGAUCUAUUGCUAACCAUGUGAGGCCGGACAGACAAACCCUCCUGUUCAGUGCCACCUUUCGUAAGAAGAUUGAAAGACUGGCCAGAGAUAUACUGAUUGAUCCUAUCCGCGUUGUUCAGGGGGAUAUCGGAGAGGCUAAUGAGGACAUCACUCAGAUGGUGGAGAUACUUACCUCUGGUCCAGACAAGUGGAACUGGGUGACUCGCAGGCUAGUGGAAUUCACAUCUGCAGGAAGCGUUGUUCUUUUUGUCACAAAGAAGGCUAAUGCUGAAGAGCUGGCCAACAACCUGCGCGUGGAGGAUCAUCCACUAGGUCUUCUUCAUGGAGACAUGGACCAGAGUGAAAGGAACAAAGUCAUCACUGACUUUAAGAAGAAAAAUAUCCCCAUCCUGGUUGCUACAGAUGUAGCUGCUCGAGGUUUGGACAUUCCAUCUAUCAAGACCGUAAUUAACUAUGAUGUGGCACGAGAUAUUGACACGCAUACUCAUCGUAUCGGCCGGACAGGCAGAGCGGGUGAGAAGGGUGUAGCUUACACUCUUUUAACGCCAAAAGACAGUAAUUUUGCCGGGGACUUGGUGAGGAAUCUGGAAGGGGCCAACCAGUAUGUGUCAAAAGAGCUGCUGGACCUGGCUAUGCAGAAUUCUUGGUUUCGGAAGUCUCGUUUCAAAGCUGGGAAAGGCAAGAAAUUGAACAUAGGUGGAGGUGGCCUAGGCUACCGUGAGCGUCCAGGACUUGGAGCAGAGACCUCUUCUGAACGCGUAGUGGGUGGUAAUGUGAUGAGCAACUAUGAGGCCUUUAAGCCUACUGGAGGCGCAAUGGGAGACCGGCUGUCCGCAAUGAAGGCUGCAUUUCAGUCUCAAUACAAAAAUCAUUUUGUUGCUGCCAGCCUGAACACACAGAAAACUGGAACAUCCACAGUCAACUCUGGAGCAUGGACAAGUGCAGGCAGCUUAAGCUCUGUUCCCAGUACCACACCACAGCCUGCAGCGCCACCAACAGAACUGACUCCUCCUCCACCUCCAAGAACCAUGCCAGGCUUUACUAGCAGUGGAACACUCUGUAGCAUCCCCACUGCCUUUCCCCCACUGGGUAAUCCAAGUUUCCCUGCAACUAGUCAGGUUAGUACUAAAGAAGGGUCUAGUGGUGGCAGAGAAGGGAGUGGAGGGCGAGAUAAAUACAGUGAAGGAAGGGGGCGGCAUGGUGAAGGACAUCGUCAUAGUGACAGAGGUGGACACCGCCAUGGAGAGGGACAUAGACAUUCCAGUAGUGGGCGGCAUGGGGAGAGCCGUAAUGGGGCAGAGGGAAGAAGAGAUAGUGAUGGACGGAGAGAGAGCUCCCGAGAUAGUGAAGGAAGGAGAGAAAGCUCCCGCGACAGGGAAGACAGUCGAAGAGACAGCUUUGGAGAUGGACGGAGAGAAAGCUCCCGUGACGGAGGAGAAAACCGGAAAGAGAGCUCACGAGAUGGUGAAAGUCGCAGAGAAGGGCCCCGGGAUGAUGGGGAAAUCCGAAAAGAAGAAAAGAGUGAAACUUUUGCAGUGCCAGAUCCUCCAAAGCGGAAGAAGAGUAGAUGGGACAGUUAAAUUCAGCCACAAAUUCCCAGACUGGAUUUGGCAGAUGUUGCUAAUGCUGUGUGUCUUUGUUCUUGUUUUGCUUGCUUUUGGAGGACACUUGAAGUCCACUGUUGGAAUCCCAAAGUGAAUGUUAGUCAAAUUUAUAUUCUGUCCUGUUUUAAUAACACAAUAUGAAUUUGCUAGUAACAGCUGUUUACCUACUGUACCACACAGUCAAAGAGGAGUUCCUAUAUCUAUAAGCUUCUUUUGUGUAGAGCAUUUUUAUUCAAAUCAUCCCUGUGCUCCAUAAAAUACACAUACUGUAGAUGGAGCAUUUCCAAUGACUGCCAUUUUCAUUCUGAGUGUUUAGUUUUUCUGUAUAUAGCAAUAUUUUUUUUCUUUUACUAUGUAACAACUUGUUCUCAUUUAACAAACAGUGAUUAAAGGAAAAUCGGUUUUGUUUUGA
Messenger RNA from Pseudophryne corroboree (corroboree frog), 3404 nucleotides. It is a transcript of the gene DDX42, whose product is annotated as DEAD-box helicase 42. Bases 125 to 2968 code for a protein of 947 amino acids. The transcript is spliced from 18 exons. The record is from RefSeq and is a predicted model, not a curated record. Lineage: Eukaryota; Metazoa; Chordata; Amphibia; Anura; Myobatrachidae. Gene Ontology annotation, molecular function: ATP binding; nucleic acid binding; RNA helicase activity.